AUGUUACCCAAGCCCAGCUCGUUACCACCUCAGCAUGUUCUCAUUACCACCUCACCAUGUUCCACCUACCAUUACCACCCCAGCCAUGUUCCCACCCAACCAGUUACCACCCCAGCCAUGUUCCCACCUCAGCCAUGUUACCACCUCAGCCAUGUUUCCACCUCAGCCAUGUUACCACCUCAGCCAUGUUCUCAUUUACCACCUCAGCCAUGUUCCCACCUCAGCCAUGUUACCAUCCCAGCCAUGUUACCACCCCAGCCAUGUUACCACCCCAGCCAUGUUACCACCUCAGCCAUGUUCCACCUCAGCAUGUUACCACCCCAGCCGUGUUCUCAUGUUACCACCUCAGCCAUGUUACACCCCAGCCAUGUUACCCACCCCAUGCCUUUACCACCCCCACAUGUUCCCACCCAGCCAUGUUCCACCCAGCCAUGUUACCACCCUAGCCAUGUUACCACGUUCCCCCCCAGCCAUGUUACCACUUCCCACCCCAGCCAUUACCACCCAGCCAUUUACACCCCAGCCAUGUUCCCACCCCAGCCAUGUUACCACCUCAGCCUUUCCCACCUCGCCCAGUUACCACCUCAGCCAUGUUCUCAUUACCACCCUCAGCCAUGUUACCCACCCCAGCCAUGUUCCCACCCCAAGCCAUGUUCCCACCCCACCAUGUUCCCACCCCAGCCAUGUUACCGUCUCAGCCAUGUUCCCGCCUCAGCCAUGUUCCCACCCCAGCCAUUAGUUACCGCCUCAGCCAUGUCCCACCUCAGCCAGUUCCCACACUCCCCCUCUAACUAG
This is a messenger RNA of Salvelinus sp. IW2-2015, 795 nucleotides long. The record is from RefSeq and is a predicted model, not a curated record. Lineage: Eukaryota; Metazoa; Chordata; Actinopteri; Salmoniformes; Salmonidae.